Molecule: messenger RNA, 1461 nt
Organism: Olea europaea var. sylvestris
Lineage: Eukaryota; Viridiplantae; Streptophyta; Magnoliopsida; Lamiales; Oleaceae
Product: probable BOI-related E3 ubiquitin-protein ligase 2
Exons: 3
Coding region: 249-1286 (345 amino acids)
Biological process (GO): regulation of programmed cell death
Molecular function (GO): ubiquitin-protein transferase activity
Source: RefSeq, a predicted model, not a curated record
ACUUUUUUCUCUCUCUAUCGUUAAAAGCCAAACCAAACCCUUAAUAAACCCCACCCAUUUUGGCCUGCAUUUUCUCAUUCAUGAAUGCCAUUUUCCUCUCUUCAAUUCAUUGUUCUUUCCACCACCAAGCCAAAGAUUUCAAAGAUAAGCACGCAAUUACAUCAUAUACACAUAUAUAAAGACAGAUACAGAUACAUCAGACAUAUAGGAACAUCUCCUUAGUGACCAAGAAUUCACCAUAUAUAUUGAUGGCUGUUGAAGCUCGGCAUCUCACUCUUUUUCCUCCACAGAUUCUUAGCAAUAGAGAAAUGGCGAUGAAUGCUAUUGAAGGCAACGGAAAUAUGUACAGUACUCCGUUGGCAUACGGAGCGGUUGCUACGACGACGGCGACGCAUACUGUGCUUCCUAUGUAUGGUUCAGCGAUUAGCGAUUCGGCUCCGGCGAAGACUGGUACAAUGAAAUCGGACAGUGGUCUCACGUAUGCCGUUCCUAUUUCUAGAAAGCGUUCAAGAGAUGCAAUCAAUCCUCUGCUUUCAUCGUACCCUAGCGUUUCACAGAAUCAAAAUGCAAAUCACUGUUGCGGUUCCAUCACUUUUCUCGGCGAAGAUAUCUCCUUUCAGAUUCAACAACAGCAAUCAGAAAUCGAUCGCUUCAUUACUCAACACAUGGAUAAAGUGAGGAUGGAAAUUGAAGGUACGCGAGCGAGAUAUUCUCAGAGUUUAGCGACGGCAGUUGAAGAAAACAUAAUGAAAAAACUGAAAGCCAAAGAGGAAGAAGUUGAGAAGAUUGUGAAAUUAAAUUGGGCGUUAGAAGAGCGAGUGAAGUCUCUAUGCGUGGAAAAUCAGAUAUGGCGAGAUUUAGCUCAAACAAAUGAAGCCACAGCGAAGACCUUGAGAUGCCAUCUCGAAAAAGUCCUCACUCAAGUCAAGGACGAGCAGCAACAGCGCCACUGCGGCGACGAUGCCGCCGCUGCGUUGAUCGACGACGCACAGUCAUGCUGCGGCAGCAACUUCGACGAAAUCGAUCGGCUCGUAUUGCCGGAAUGCUCCUCUCGUGAAUUUGUCAACAAUUCCAAUGGUGGUGGUGGUGCGUGUACGAAGAGUGUGCACAACACUGUAGUGAGUAACAAGAACAGGAUGUGCAGGCGGUGUGGGAAAGAGGAAUCAUGUGUGUUGCUUUUGCCGUGCAGGCAUCUCUGUCUCUGCACUCUGUGCGGGUCGUCCCUCCAUACUUGCCCCAUCUGUAACUCCACCAAAACCGCUAGUGUUCACGUUAAGCUUUCCUGAAAUUCAGAUGCUCUUUUCGGCAAUUUCAAUAAAAAUCGCAAAAAGUUAUCACCUAUCCAGUAACGUCUCUUAACAGAUUUAGACUAUUAGUUCAAAUCUUUAUCUUCUUUCAUUUAAUUCAUCUCUGUAAUUAAUCUUAACCUUCAACGUGUUCGAUCAUUUUCCCUUGUGUUCU